Carassius carassius (crucian carp) is the source of this 3961-nucleotide messenger RNA. RefSeq names its product ER degradation-enhancing alpha-mannosidase-like protein 3. Gene Ontology annotation, biological process: mannose trimming involved in glycoprotein ERAD pathway; endoplasmic reticulum mannose trimming; carbohydrate metabolic process. Gene Ontology annotation, molecular function: mannosyl-oligosaccharide 1,2-alpha-mannosidase activity; calcium ion binding. The transcript has 21 exons. The record is from RefSeq and is a predicted model, not a curated record. NCBI's taxonomy places the organism in Eukaryota, Metazoa, Chordata, Actinopteri, Cypriniformes, Cyprinidae. Gene Ontology annotation, cellular component: membrane; endoplasmic reticulum. Bases 1102 to 3777 code for a protein of 891 amino acids.
AUGCGGAUGUUGACGUCCUCCAGCGUAAGACGGGUGAACAUACACUCGGGGAUUGUGAGAGAGAUACGUCUUGUCUGGCCCUUUUUAUUACACCUGCCAUAAAAUCACUCUUAAAACAGAAUAUUUUGUAUUUAUCGGAAUCGGGGAGCUGAAUGGACAUUGUAAUCACUCAUGGAUGAUCGAAGAACAGAUUUAUAACUGUCUUUCCGCUAGUUGCAGCAGCGUUUCUCCCUCAAUAAUAUAUGUCCAGUAACGUUAGUGCCGAACUGUCAUCGACGGGUUAGCCUGCGUGCUAAACAACAAAGCGUGACGGGUUAAGGAAUCUUGACAAUACAAACAAAAAGGGAAAAAAUUCUUUGAUAUUUUAUUUUAUGAAAACGCCGCAUUUUUUUCUUCAAGAUUUAAACUGGUUUUCAUUAUCACGAAGAUGGGAUUGGGACCCGCGUACUAUCUAACUGAUUGCUGUCAGUUCUAGUAGGAUCAAUACGAUUCUUUCUGGGGAUGUAAACUGAAGAUCGUGUCACCCAUGGAGACGGUUGCUAUUAGAGACGAAGCAUCUUUUUCCAUGGCCCUAUCUGGAGCUCCUCUUGAGCCUGUCUCUGCUGGGGAUCUACAGUGAUAUAGUUUUGUUGUUGUUUUAAAGGUGAUGAGAGUAGCAUGCAGACGUGUCACAUGGGUGCCAACGUGUUAUCAAGGUGACAGGCAGGUGAGACAACAACAGCUGGCUGAGUAACACUAACGACAGGACGUGUGAGGAAAAUUUGACUUGAUCGUUCUUCCUUAGUCAAUUUGUAGUAGACCCUAGAAGCAUUUCAAAAAUGCACCAGAGCUGCAUGCAUCCAAGUGAGACGAUUAGAUAAGAACAGGAACUGUAAAGUUAUUGAGCUGGAACAGUGAAUGUAUUUGAAUGCUGUGGGUGUUACUAAAUCUGCCCUGCAUUAUUUUUUUUGACAUUACAUUUAAAAAUGAUGGACCAGAGGUGGAUGAACUCUAACUUGGUGCUGAUUAAACAUAUCUGAGACAGGAAAGAGUCGACUCAGACACCUGCAUAAGGUGUUUUCAUCUGCUUGAAGUCCAUUGUGAAACCAGUGGAUUCGAGCCAUGUGGAUGCUUCAUUCAGCAAAAAUGUUGCCUGCUUUUUUGCUGCUGUUUUUUACGGGAACCUCCAGCAGGUUGUCGGAGGCCAUGAGCAGAGAUGAGAAGAAUAAACUGAGGAACCAAGUGCUGGAAAUGUUUGACCACGCUUAUCAAAACUACAUGGACCAUGCCUACCCCGCAGACGAGCUGAUGCCUUUGACUUGCCGUGGGAGAGUACGUGGAUUAGAGCCCAGUCGAGGGGAUGUAGAUGAUGCCCUGGGGAAGUUCUCCCUCACUCUCAUCGACACUCUUGACACUCUUGCACUGUUAAAUAAGACGACGGAGUUUGAGAGCGCAGUGAGGAGAGUGGUGACGGAUGUACGGUUGGAUAAUGACAUUGUGGUGUCUGUAUUUGAGACCAACAUCCGGGUGCUGGGUGGACUGCUGGGAGGCCAUUCCAUGGCUGUCAUGUUUAAAGAAAGUGGCCAAAUGCUCUGGUACCAGGAUGAGCUGCUGCACAUGGCCAAAGAUCUUGGACUCCGACUGCUGCCUGCAUUCAACACCAGCAGUGGCCUGCCUUACCCUAGAGUGAAUCUUCGUUUUGGAGUGCGUGGACCCGAGACUCGUACAGGCACGGAGACGGACACCUGCACUGCCUGUGCCGGUACAAUCAUUCUAGAAUUUGCAGCCUUGAGCCGCUUUACUGGGGACCCCACGUUUGAGGCUCAUGCGAGAAGAGCUCUUGACUUCCUUUGGGAAAAGAGACAGAGGAACAGUAAUCUAGUGGGAACGACCAUCAAUAUCCACUCAGGAGAGUGGGUGCGCAGGGACAGCGGAGUUGGAGCAGGCAUAGAUUCCUAUUAUGAGUACUUAAUGAAGGCUUAUAUAUUACUGGGAGAUGAUCAGUUUCUGCAGCGCUUUAACACUCACUAUGCAUCCAUUAUGAAGUACAUCAGCCAACCUCCUCUGCUACUGGACGUCCACAUCCACAAACCCCUGCUGCCAGCUCGCACCUGGAUGGACUCCUUGCUUGCCUUUUUCCCUGGAUUGCAGGUUUUAAAAGGGGAUAUCCGGCCAGCCAUAGAGACGCAUGAAAUGCUUUACCAGGUUACCAAAAAACACAACUUCCUCCCUGAGGCCUUCACCACUGAUUUCAGGGUUCACUGGGCCCAGCACCCCCUGCGGCCAGAGUUUGCAGAAAGCACCUACUUCCUCUAUAAGGCAACCAGAGAUCCAUAUUACCUGGAGGUGGGCCGCACCAUACUGGAGAACCUGAACCGGUUCGCUCGGGUUCCCUGUGGCUUCGCUGCUAUGAAGGACGUGAGGACAGGGAGUCACGAGGAUCGCAUGGACUCAUUUUUCCUGGCGGAAAUGUUUAAGUACCUGUUCCUGCUGUUUGCUGAGGAGGAUUUGCCUUUUAAUGUGGAGGACUACAUCUUUACCACAGAAGCUCAUCUGUUGCCUCUUUCCCUCUCCACUGCUUCAAACUCACAGGCGCCCACUUUGGUCAACAAUAUGGCUGGAGAGGAGCUUGAUGACUCAAAUUUUGAGUGGACUUGCCCUAACACCCGCCUACUCUUUCCUGAUCCCGCCUUCCCGCGCAAUCUCCGCGAACCAAUCAGGAGUGCGGUGGAUAAGAGUUGUCCACGCCCGACCACUCAUCGAGAUCCUGGAAUGGGCCGUCCUCCUCUUAGGGCUCAAGACUUCAUGGCCAAUAACCCUGAACAUCUGGAGCUGCUAAGGCGGAUGGGUGUGAGUCUCAUUCAUUUGAAGGAUGGCAGAGUACAACUCGUUCAACACGCCACACAGGCGGUGAGCGCAGUCGCUGCAGAAGACGGCUUGCGUUUCAUGCAGGAAAUGAUGGAGCUGUCCAGCCAGCAGCAGAAAGAGCAGCUUCCUCCACGAGCUGUUCAGAUUGUUUCGCACCCCUUUUUUGGUAGAGUGGUUCUUACUGCAGGUCCUGCACAGUUUGGAAUGGAUCUUUCCAAAAGCAGUUCCGGAGUGCGUGGGUUUGUAACCGUAGCGGAGCCCUAUAACGGCUGCUCUGUGUUGAGUAACGGUGAGAUUGUGGCAGGCCGCAUUGCUCUGCUGCAGAGAGGCCAGUGCAUGUUUGCAGAAAAGGCCAGGCACAUUCAAAAAGCUGGGGCCAUUGGAGGCAUCGUCAUAGAUGACAAUGAGGGCAGCAGCAGUGAUACAGCCCCAUUGUUCCAGAUGGCGGGAGAUGGCCGGAACACUGAUGAUGUCACUUUACCACUCCUCUUCCUGUUCCACAAAGAGGGCAACAUCCUGUUGGAGGCUCUAAAGGAGUACAGGGAGGUGGAGGUGCUGCUCAGCGAUAAAGCUAGAGACAGAGAAUCCAUAUUUAAGGGGAAAGCUCUCCCGGCCACCCUGUUGGAUGGCAGUGUGGAUGGAGCAGAAGAGGAGGACUGCUCUACAGAGGAGAAAGAACACACUUCUCCUGCUUCAUCAGAUCCUGUCGACCAAUCUCAAGUCACUGUUCAGGAACAGACAACAGACGACUCAGUUGUGAGACAAGACUCAGUUCAGCCAGUGGAGGGACUUGGCAGUUACGUCCCCGUGGACGUAGGGGAGGAGCCUGCGGUGGACGGAGACCACAGCAGCCAAUCGGUGGACUCACUGAUGGCUGAUUGGGAGGAGGACUUGGAAGCCUUUAAGCAGAUGGAGAAGGAAGAGCUUUGACAUUUCCAUCCAUCUCGGACUCCAUUAGUAUGUCCCAGCCAUAGCACAGAGUGAGGAAUCAGUUCUGUCCAAUAGGGACGAUAUAUCAGACAGGCGUGAUUAAGAACUCUGACUCGAAGAGCUAAUUUUCUAUCUUCUCAGGGGCUUUUUUCCGAUUCACAUCUUUCCUGUUUUCUUCAACUGA